This is a messenger RNA of Penicillium nucicola, 3045 nucleotides long. RefSeq lists its product as uncharacterized. Gene Ontology annotation, molecular function: double-stranded DNA binding. Gene Ontology annotation, biological process: maintenance of mitotic sister chromatid cohesion; mitotic sister chromatid cohesion. Bases 1 to 3045 code for a protein of 1014 amino acids. NCBI's taxonomy places the organism in Eukaryota, Fungi, Ascomycota, Eurotiomycetes, Eurotiales, Aspergillaceae. The transcript is spliced from 4 exons. The record is from RefSeq and is a predicted model, not a curated record. Gene Ontology annotation, cellular component: chromatin; SMC loading complex.
AUGAGCUUCCCACCUCCUGGCCACGGGCAAUAUCCGCAGUACAUACCACCGCCGUAUCAGCAUGGGCCUGUGCCCCCGCAGAUGCUGUAUAAUGCCGGACCGCCGCCAGCGCCCUAUGAUGGCUAUGGGAAGCCGGGGAUGUACCCUCCCUCGAUGAUGGGAUACUCGUAUCCAUCGACUUAUACUCAACCACAGCAGCAAAUACAGCAGCCGCAUCCCUCGCAAACGCCCCCGCAGCAGCCACUUCAAUUGCAGCAACCUCGCCAACAUCCGCAACCCCAAAUUCAACCGCAGCCACAACUUCUCCCUCAGCUACAGUCACCCCAACUACAGUCGCCUCAGCCUCAACCACAAUCUCGACCUACUUAUGUUCCUGCACCUGCACCUGCACCUACAUCUGCUCCUCCCCCGGCAACAGUACAUGCACCGGCACCGGCACCUCCACCUCAGACCCAACAAAUCCAACAAGAAGACUUGCAGCAGUUCGUGAAUCCCGCGCAAUUAUUUGUUAACCAGCCUUUACCGUCUGCUCCGCGAUCCCGAUACACUCAGCUCCCUCAGUAUGCCGAGUUACCUGUUAUGCCAACUGCGAGCCAUUCCCAGAUAUCCCAGGAACCUUCGUUUACCCCACCAGCUGCACCAGUCCAUAUUUCUCCGCCUGCUGCCAGCUCUAGAGUGAAUACUCAGAGAAUUCAAGGGCAAGUAAACAUUCAAAUUCAGCAGCAACCAGCUCAACCACCAAAACCGCAACCUCAACUGCAACCGCAACCUCAACUGCAACCGCAACCUCAACUGCAACCGCAUCCUCAGGCGCAACUGCAGCCUCAACCCAUCAUCAAACUCGAACCCAAGCAACCUUACAUCUCUCCCAAGGCUGGAGCUGAGCAGACAACCCCUUCUCUUGCGGCAACCGCAAAAUUUGUUUCAACGCCGGUACGACCUCAGCCAGUUCCAUCUCCAGUGAAACAUUCUAUGCCGCAAGUCAUAGUACCGGCACCUUCUCCCGACGUUGAAGUAAAAAUUCGAAUGCAGAGCCAGACACCGAAGAAACAGCAGACCCCGCAGCGUGUAGAAACGAAGCGACCGACUCAACAUUCUGCCGAAAAGAAUGGGAAGUCUCCAAUCACCAAACCUGCGAAACCCCCGGUCGACUAUCAGGUUCUUUUAUUGUCGUUGGCAGAUGAAUAUCUCAACGCUGCUCAUUCCCAUGGAACAACCACGUCCCUUGCCACAAACGAAGCCGAUGUUGAAGAAUACUAUAAAUUAGUCGCUACUGGACUGGGGUGUUUGGAAGCUGUUUUGAAGAAUUGGCGAUUGCAACCACGCAAAGAAGCGCUUGUGAGACUUCGUUAUGCACGGACGUUGUUCGAGGAAACAGACAAUGAUCUCGAAGCAGAAACCGCACUAAGCAAAGGAAUCGAUCUUUGUGAACGAAACCGUAUGCUUGAUUUAAAGUACAGCAUGCAGCACCUUCUAGCACGAAUGAUCCACAAGUCCAACCCCAAAGCUUCCUUGAAAGCCGUCGAUGGCAUGAUCCAGGAUGUGGAAGCAUAUAGGCAUGCUGCGUGGGAGUACGCAUUCCGUUUUCUUCGAGUAACGCUUUCUUUGUCGACUCCAUCGCAUCAAGACUCGGUACAAGCACUGCAACACCUUCAUAAGAUUACCGCCAUGGCAAGUCGGAACGGAGACAAGGCUGUCUCGGCCAUGGCAGCUGUUAUCGAAUCACUGGCACAUUUGCAGCAAGGAACGAGCUCAGACUCGAUUGAGCAAGCACAGCGCGCCGUGGCUGCUGCGCGUAGCCAUCAACUAAAUGAUGAGCUUCGCCAUAUCCCACAACUUACGACCUUGAUCCAGAUGGUCGAUAUUUGCUGCAGUCUUCUUGAGUAUGAUGUCAAUCAGUCCGGCCAAAAGUUGAAGAUCAUGCAGGCUUUGAUGGAUGAGACACUCGGUGACGCUAAUUGGCGUCCUGACGGGUCAUUCUCCGUCCCACUCAAUGGAAAGUCCGCUGGACCCUCAUCGAUCGACACCGGUGAUAUCCUGUUAGUUCAGAAUGGGACAUUAUGGCUGAGCUUUAAUUGGCUCCCCCAGCAUGACCUAUAUGCACUUUGCUACUUCCUCAGCUCGAUAACGCUCAGCGCAAAAAACUCAUACGAUGGCCGAAAAGCAGAGAAAUACCUGGAGGAAGGACUUCGGAUGAUCCAGGGCAACUUUAGAGCUCCUCAAGAAAUUUCAGAAUCCAUGGUCAAUGCCAACCGACGAGUGCAAUGGCGCCAGUCUCUGUACUGCAACUUUCUAUUACAGAAAGUCUUUUUGGCCUGCUCUCGUACCGAUUGGGAGCUCGCCAGCCAAACUCUUAAAGACCUGCAACAGGUCUUCCAAGAGCUUGGCUCAACACUUCCAGACACGAUUGAAUGCUUAAUGGAAUAUGCCGCGGGCACCAUCGCACAGGCGACUGGUGAUCUACAAACCGCACUGGCCAUCUUCCAAUCGCCACUUCUAUCUCUCAAUGCAACGACCAGCAAGACAGCCCGGAACGACCCAUGCCGUGACACGCGUAUUCUCGCAGGUCUUAACAGCGUAUUGAUAAUCCGGGACCCAGCCCACCCAUCGCAUUCCCUCCUACCAAACGCCCUGGCCAACAUUGAGCCUUUCUGCCAAGGGAGUCCAAACAAAUACAUCCAGGCUGCGUACUAUCUAGUCUGUGCAACAUUCCAAUCCGAAUCAACCAUACAGACAAAACAGUACCUCCAACAAGCUCUCCAGUCAGCCACUGCUAUCAGCAACUCCCAGAUCACCUGCAUGACCCUCACCUUCAUGAGCUGGAAGUACUUCCGCGGUGUCGUCGGCGAACAAGCCGAGAAGAGCGCCCGCGCCGGCCGCGCCAUGGCCAAGCGCGCAAACGACCGUCUGUGGGCGAGUGUCACCGACGACAUGCUAGCCGAGACUUUAGAACGACAAGGCAAAAACGAAGAAGCCCAAGGUGUUCGCGAAGAAGGCUUGCGCUUGGUGGCAGGUCUUCCACCAGGUCUGAGACGCUUUGCUUAG